UGUGAGCCAAAUUCCACGGUGGCGGGUUACUACACGGGUCCGUAACAUACUUACCACCAAAAUAGUUAAAUGGAACUAUUGUAUUACUACAAAUUAUGUAGUUGUGUAAUAAAAUAAUUAAUAUUAGUGUUUGUGGCAAAGUUUAAGUAGUUUAAGUGAUGUAAAGUUCGACUAACGGUAUUGUGCCAGUGCGUUCUGCGCUUUGUGGGUUUGGGUUACACAGACAAGACAGCCACCCGACUCCGUCUGUACUUCUGGACCAUGAGAUUUGUGAUUUGACACAGCCUUACGAACGAAAACCAAAUAUGGAGACGCGGUGGAGCUACGUUAUAUUAUGGACAGUUCUCUGCUUUCAGUCAGGGUCCUCGAACAGGCUGCCGGUGUUCACACACGACAUGAACAACCUGGCGUUGUCAGAGAGCACUCCAGUGGGCACAGUUGUUUAUACACUGCAAGGGACGGACCCUGAUGGAUUACCUAUAAAAUACAGUCUAGUCGGCACGGACAAGUUUUCUGUGGAUCCUGACACCGGAAAUGUGACCCUUGAUCGACCUUUAGAUAGAGAGGUGGAAGACACGAUAAAGUUCCUAGUGUCGAUUGAAGAUGAGGACCCUGAGAAAAAGCAGAACCUCGUGCAGCUGCAGCCCGUCACAGUGAUAGUACUGGAUGAGAACGAUAAUCCGCCUAUAUUCAAAAAUAGCCCUUACGAGGUAGAUGUGCCCGAAGACGAAGAGAUCGGUAAAACUAUAUUAAGUAACAUACAAGUGGAGGAUCGGGACUCCGUUGGCGAUAAUUUGGAAGUCGGCUGCGUACCUAAUGAACAGUGGCCGGAAGCGUGCGAGACGUUCGAGGUGGUGUCGUUGAACUCCACGGCGCACCAGUACAGCGGCGCGCUGGUGCUGCGCAGGAGUCUCGACUACAACGACAAGCAGUUCUACCAGUUUCAACUCUACGCCACUGACGGAACCCAAAACUCCACAGCGCACGUGGAAAUAAAGGUGGUAGAUGUCCAGAACUCGCCGCCGGUGUUCAGUGGUACCUUAACCGGGGCUUUGGCCGAGGAUGCUCCUGUCGGGACUCUGGUAAUGACCGUCAAGGCCAGAGACGCUGACAGAGCGCAGCCCAGGGAUGUUGUGCUCGAGUUAGUCACAAAUCCAUUGGACUUCUUCCUGCUGGACAGUACCACGGGCGAGCUACGGACCGCCAAACCUUUAGACAGAGAGGCUCUGAAGGAUCCUUCCUCACCUCUCAACCUCACUAUUAGGGCAACAGAAGUAGUAGACGGGUCACCACUGAUCUCGCCGCUGACGUCAUCGCUGGCGACGGCGACGGUCACCAUCAAGGACGUGAACGACGAACCCCCGCGGUUCAACCGCAAGGAGUACAGCGUGGAGAUACCGGAGAGCUUGCCGAUCGGCACACCGCUGCCGAACUUGGAUAUGGUGGUCACUGAUACUGACGUGGGUCUAAACUCAGUGUUUAGCUUGCGUCUCUCUGACGAGCUCGGCGCGUUCAUAGUGGAGCCCGCGACGGCGACGGGCAGCGCCUCCGUCACACUCCGCCUCAACUCCAGCCUCGACUACGAGGAUCCUAACCAGAGGAAGUUUAUACUCGAGGUGAUCGCGGAGGAGGUGCACACGUCGCCGCGGCUGUCGUCGACGGCGUGGGUGUCGGUGUCGGUGCUGGACGUGAACGACAACGCGCCGCAGUUCCCGGAGGCGGCGCACUUCGCCAGCGUGGCCGAGGGCGCGCGCGGCGGCGCCCGGCUCGGCGCGCUGCGCGCCGGCGACCGCGACACCGGCAGGUUCGGCACGGAAGGCAUAGUGUACGAGCUGUCGGGUAACGGCGCGGAGUUGUUCCGCGUGGACAACAGGACCGGCGCCAUCACCGUGGCUCCGUGUGCCACGCCCGGGACGCCGCCCUGCCUCGACUACGAGACCAGGAUGGACUACUUCUUGCAGUACAAGGCGACGGACGACGACGGCGCCGGUCAGAUGACGGUGGUGCCGCUGCAGAUAUCGCUGACGGACUCCAACGACAACCCUCCCGUGUUCCUCACGCCGGUGUACAAGGCCUCCAUCGACGAGGACACCGUCAAGUUCGAACCAGACCUGCAGGUGCAAGCCCGCGACGCUGACGUGACGUCAGACGUCAGGUACUCGAUCAUCGACCCGCCAAACCAUCCGUUCUGGAUCGAACGCAGCAGUGGGAAGAUCUCCGUGGUCCCUGACGCGGGAGGAGUAACAGCUCCCGAAGGAGACAACAAGAUCGUGCUUACUGUUCUGGCGACAGAUGGCGUUCACAACGCGACGUGUCUGGUCGAGAUCUCCAUCCGCGACGUCAACAACCACGCGCCAGUGUUCGACACCGACAAAUACGACGCCGACAUAUCCGAGGACGCGCCUUUGGGCACGGAAGUAGCAGCAGUGCGUGCAACGGAUCUGGACGUCGGACUCAACGCGGAGAUCAAAUACGCGAUACAGAAGGGCGCUCUGGAGUCAUUCGUGAUAGACAACGUGACGGGAGUGGUCACCGUCUCCGCGAAACUGGACUACGACAAACGCAACACCUACAGGAUACAGAUUAUCGCUACUGAUCUUGGUCUUCCAAGCCUCACAGGCACCACCGAGCUGACGGUCCACGUGAUCAACGUAAACGACAAGAGGCCGUACUUCACGCCAUCGGUGCAGCGCGCUGAGGUCUCCGCUGAUGCUGAACUGGGUACAGAAGUACACACACUCCUCGCCACAGACCCUGAUAUCGUGGACAGCAGUCAACUGGUCUACACGCUGGCUGAUAGCGUGAUACAAGCGGUAGACAAGAAUGGGAAAGUGGUGUCCGACGAAGGCAUAUUCGGUUCAUGGUUCUCGGUGCAGCCCAACGGUACUGUAGUGGUGUCGCAGCAGUUGGACCGGAGCAAGGCGGUGGUGUUGACGCUGCCGGUGAGGGUUGUGGACGCUUCCGCACCCACGCUGCAGGAGGCUCACGGCGAGUUAAUAAUAACGAUAGUGGACGUGAACCGGCACGCGCCGGUGUUCUCGCAGCCGUCGUACCUGCUGCAGCUGGUCGAGGAGCAGCCCCUGGGCUCGGUGCUGGACACCUUCACAGCCACCGACCGGGAGACGCCCAUCUCCUCGUACAUCAUACACCCACCAAGCCCUUACUUCCAGAUCGAUAAUAUUACUGCCGUAGUGAAGUCCAUCCAGAGGAUAGACUACGAGCAAGUCCACAGCAUCAACUUUACUGUUAUCGCGUUCGAUUCGGGAGUGCCGCAGCUGUCGACGUCAGCAGGCGUCACCGUGGAGGUGGUCAACGCGAACGACGAGGAGCCGACGUUCGCAGCCGCCGCGUACGACGCCAGUGUGCUGGAACAUUCGCCUGCUGGCACCAAAGUGGUCACCGUCACUGCUGUUGAUAAGGAUGAAGGCGAAUAUGGCGAAGUCAGCUAUAGUCUCUCCGGGAAGUUAGCGUCACUCUUUACCAUCGACCCCACCACUGGAGUGGUGACCGUGGCGGAAGACGCCGACAUCGACCGCGAGACCACGCCCGAUAUAUGGCUGCGUGCUAUCGCUACUGAUAACGCGCCGCCGCACAUCCGGAGGUCUACUAGCGUUCCUAUCCACGUGAAAGUGAUCGACAUAAACGACAACCCGCCGGUGUUCACCCAGAAGGUGUACAAGAGCACCAUAGCGGAGAACCUUCAGCUGAAUCCUCCAGCAGCCAUCCUGCAGGUUCUCGCUGAAGACAAGGACGAGGGCGUCAACGGGAAAAUCGAGUACAGCAUCCUGGAGCAGAGUGAACCGGGCACGUUCACAGUGGAGCCCUCGAGCGGCAUCAUCUCGGCGGCGCGCGCGGUGUCGGGCGGCGCGGCGCACCGCCUCGUGGUGUCGGCCUCGGACGGAGUGUCGCGCGACACCGCGAGAGUGGACAUCGCAGUGCGCAGUGUCAACUCGCACAGCCCCGUGUUCACCAAACCACCGCCGGACCAGAGGACGCUGGAUAUACCUGAGAACGCAGCCCAAGCCGAUUACCUGAUAACAACGAUACAAGCGACUGACGAAGACAGCGGCGACAACGGACGCGUCUCCUACUACCUGAAGGUGGACAACCAGAACGUGGGGGAGACGCAGGAGUUCAGCCUGGACAGCGACACUGGAGAGCUGAGGACUAAGACAUUCCUGGAUAGAGAAGUCAAGGCUGAGUACCAGCUAGUGAUAGCGGCGGUGGACCACGGCUCCCCCGCCCAGUUCGAGUCCCUGCGCCUGCUGACCGUGGUGCUGGUGGACGACGACGACAACGAGCCGCAGUUCACCCACACCACGUACGAGUUUACUGUUAGAGAGAACUUACCAGCUGGAGUCAUUGUUGGCUCAAUGAAGGCUAUAGACAAAGACUCAGGCGACAACGGCAAGGUGUACUACCACAUCCUGGAAGGGAAUCAGGAAGGCGCUUUCACUUUGGACAGGACUCAAGGGAUUAUUCGAGCUAACGUCAGCUUUGAUAGGGAGAACCAAACAGAAUACUCGCUGACAGUGUACGCGAGUAAUAAUCCCAUACUAGAGCAUGCGGAUAUGAUCCUGAACUCCGUGGAGAACGGGUCUGAUGCGGGAGUAGGGAGCGGUGGAGUGGCGCGAGUGCGCGUGCGCAUACUCGAUGAAAACGACAACGCGCCCGUGUUCACCACCAAGGUGUAUUAUGCAGGUAUAAAGCACACGGCGCGUGUGAACGAGCCAAUAUUAUCAGUGGUGGCCGAAGAUCCUGACUUGGAAGAGAACGGCACGCUGGUGUACAUGGUGGCGGCGUCCCAUCUCUACAAGUUCGGCGCCGAGCAGUCCAGCGGCAGCGUGGUGCCCUCGCCCUUCAACAUCAGUCAGGAUGGCGUGCUGAUGACGGCGGCGUUCAUGUCGGAGUACCGCCAGGACCGGUUCGUGCUGGACGUGCUCGCGCAGGAGCUCGCGCCGCCGCACCGCCGCGCCACCGCGCAAGUCUACAUCUGGAUAAUCGACCGCUCGAUGCUGAUGCGGCUGGUGGUGUCGCGCAGCUGCGCCGCGCCCGCCGCCGCCGUGCGCGCGCGGCUCGCCGGCGCCGCGCGCGCGCUGCUCGUGCCCGCGCGCCGCCUGCCGCUCGUGCACGCCGACCGCGCCUACGACGACUGGUGUGAAAUCCACUUGCACGCAGUAGACCCGACCACGUACCAGGUGCUGCCAGUGGAGAAGGUGCUGGAAACCAUCGACUCCAAGUACGACGAGCUGAAGGAUGUGUACCAGGAGUACGGAGUGGAAACCCUCAUCGCCGCCAGCGCCACCUCCAAAGCCCCGGACAGUUUCGAUCCAGCUCUAGCGGCCCUGAUAGCGCUCCUCAUCGUGCUGUUCACUGGAAUAGUCACCUUCAUCGUCGUCUGCGCUUGUCUUAAACAUUGGGUGAUCCCCCCACCUUCAAUGCAGUCAAGCAAAGGAGACAGUCUAGCGCGGCGCCGCAUCCUUGAGGAGCUGUCCACCACCGAGAACCCGCUGUGGUUGGAGACCAAGCUGCGUCCUUACGAGGAGCAGGAGCUCACCAUGAACGUGUUCGGGGACCAGCAGGACCAGCUACCGGUGGAACCAGCGCAGACUGACAACACGUACGCGACCAUCCAAGGCAGUCGCACGACGGAGCGGUUCGGAGACUACGCGACGCUCGGCGGGGACUCCCCCACGCCGCUAGAAGCUGCUCUUGGAUUCCAGGGCAGCACGUUCAAACCUCCGAGCGCGGACACUCCGGAGCCUCCGCCGCGACCCUCCGCCGGACUCGCCGCACUGUGAUGAUAUACAAAUUGAAGUGAUGUGUGAGUAAUGUAAAUACGUAGUGGCUGCAUGUUGGCAGUGUGUUAUCGGCUUAAUGUUAGACCGAGUACACACGUAGUGUAUUCACCAGUCUUGCGCCAGAUAUGUAAAUAAAAUCUACCCACCUUCAUUGGUAAUGUUUAUUGUAUUUUAUGUACAGUCAUCUUGAAAAGCAGUUAAACAAAUUCACAACUCUUCCACACAUUAACUUCAAUCGAAAAAGUUUAUUUUAGUAAAGAAAAAAAAAAUAUUAAUAAUGACAUCAAAAUUCAAAGGCGAUUUGAAAAUUUAAAUUUGCUCAGCUACUUUUGUGACUGACUGUACAUACAGCACACAUAGAUGCUUGUCUUAGAGGGUGAGUAUUAAAGUUUAAAAAUAUUUGAAAAGUGGGUAGAUGUUUGUUUAUGUUUGUGACCCAAAGCUGGGGAAUACGUUUUAAUGUAAAGUGUGAUUGCGUGCACUCGGAAGAUUUAAAGACCUAAUGCAUUGUUACCAAUUAUCAUUUCUUAGGUAUAUCAGCGUUAUUAUGUUGAAUUAUACAUUUAAUAUUAACGAAUUAUUAUAUUUUUGUCCUUGACUGUACUAAGGUACCUGUUAAAUGCAUAAUUUAGCAUAACUAUCUGACCUAAAAGCUUAUGUACAGGGGCAUUUAGAAUACAUCUAGAUACAAUUGUAUUACGAUCAACGUUUUUUUCAUGUGUGAGUAUAUCUAGACACUAAUAAAUUAAAAUAUAGUCUCUUUUGCUACAAAACAUAUUACAUUACUAGACACUAUGAAAUUAAAAUAAAUAUAGCUUUUGCUACAAUAACAAAUAUUAUUGACAGUUGCUUAACGAAAUGUAGUAUACACCGACGUACUAAGUAUUUUACAUUUUUUAAAGCUAAUGUUUUGCUCGUGGUAGGAUAUAUUUUAUAUCCGCCUGGAUAGCGACUACCGCAUACAAGGUGCCAAAACCCGCCGUAGUGGCCCAAGCGUGUUGUGUUCCGGGAUCAUCCAGUGUAUAUCUGGUUCCAACAUAAUUGUGUCGACUGUCGAGGGGUAAUCAUCUUUCUAUUUGACCCCACUCCACUUACCAUCAGGAGUCACUUUGGCGUGCACGUACUUAAAAAUAAAUAUUAAUACUUAAUAGGUCGGUACAUGUCCAUAAAAUGAUAUCCGAUAAUCAAAUAAAAAAAAUAACUAUAUAUUAUAACUAUAUUAUAAUCUAAGUAUUAUGAUUAUAAUUAAACGGCCCCUAUAUAUGCUUCGUUAUAAUACAUUGCCAACGUCCAGAGUAUAUAUUAAGUAGAUUACUAAAUUAAAUUAUUACGAGAUUAAAUGUACGAAUCUCACGACAUCUUAGCCAAUUAGCGUGUAUAAAAUAUAUUUUUAUAUUGCCAUAUAUGUAAAUUAAUGCAAGUAUUGUACAAAAAAUAUAUUUUUGUGAUAUAUUUAAAUAUUUUUUGAUAAAUUUUGAUAUUUUAUGACAGUAUUCGUUUCGCUAGAAACUUGUUGGUGAAAGCCGUCCUUGUAGAUAAGUUUCAUUUUUUAUUAAUAUGGAAUUGAUAUUCAAAGUACAGUCGCGAUUAUUUUGGCGUCUCGACAAUUUAUUUUUAAUAAAUGGACUGUUAGAUUGAUUUCACAUAUUAUUUUUUAUUACAUUCAGUAAUAAUAACAUUAUAAUUUUUUUUAAACAAGUUAUUAAAAAUGGUACCUGGGAUGAUGUCCUAUGUCCACAUUACACAAUCAUAUUUAUGACGUGAAUGAAGAUUGUCGAGUCGCCGAGGUAGUUAAUAGGGACAAUGCCUUAAGGCGAUACCUCAAGGUCCAUUUUCAUACAUUUUGUUUCACGCAUUGCAUUGCAUUUAAUAUGACGAAAUUUUAAAGGCCGAAAUAUCCAUGAUUAUUAAUUAUUUUUACGUUUUU
Messenger RNA from Manduca sexta (tobacco hornworm), 7728 nucleotides. RefSeq names its product cadherin-87A. The record is from RefSeq and is a predicted model, not a curated record. Bases 306 to 5801 code for a protein of 1831 amino acids. The transcript has 37 exons. Lineage: Eukaryota; Metazoa; Arthropoda; Insecta; Lepidoptera; Sphingidae. Gene Ontology annotation, molecular function: calcium ion binding. Gene Ontology annotation, cellular component: plasma membrane. Gene Ontology annotation, biological process: homophilic cell-cell adhesion.